Molecule: messenger RNA, 1601 nt
Organism: Mandrillus leucophaeus (drill)
Lineage: Eukaryota; Metazoa; Chordata; Mammalia; Primates; Cercopithecidae
Gene: GHRHR
Product: growth hormone releasing hormone receptor
Exons: 13
Coding region: 17-1315 (432 amino acids)
Biological process (GO): positive regulation of cell population proliferation; adenylate cyclase-activating G protein-coupled receptor signaling pathway; cell surface receptor signaling pathway
Cellular component (GO): plasma membrane
Molecular function (GO): peptide hormone binding; growth factor binding; growth hormone-releasing hormone receptor activity
Source: RefSeq, a predicted model, not a curated record
AGGCUUACUGAGGCUGAUGGAGGGAGCCGCUGCUGGGCUCACUAUGGACCGCCGGAUGUGGGGGGCCCACGUCCUCUGCGUGUUGAGCCCGUUACCGACCGUAUUGGGCCACAUGCACCCAGAAUGUGACUUCAUCACCCAGCUGAGAGAGGAUGAGAGUGCCUGUCUACAAGCAGCAGAGGAGAUGACCAACGCCACCCUGGGCUGCCCCAGGACCUGGGAUGGGCUGCUGUGCUGGCCGACGGCAGGAUCCGGCGAGUGGGUCACCCUCCCCUGCCCUGAUUUCUUCUCUCACUUCAGCUCAGAGUCAGGGACUGUGAAGCGGGAUUGUACCAUCACUGGCUGGUCUGAGCCCUUUCCACCUUACCCUGUGGCCUGCCCUGUGCCUCUGGAGCUGCUGGCUGAGGAGGAAUCUUACUUCUCCACAGUGAAGAUUAUCUACACCAUGGGCCAUAGCAUCUCCAUUGUAGCCCUCUUCGUGGCCAUCACCAUCCUGGUUGCUCUCAGGAGGCUCCACUGCCCCCGGAACUACGUCCACACCCAGCUGUUCGUCACUUUUAUCCUCAAGGCGGGUGCUGUGUUCCUGAAGGAUGCUGCCCUUUUCCACAGCGACGACACUGACUACUGCAGCUUCUCUACUGUUCUAUGCAAGGUCUCUGUGGCUGCCUCUCAUUUUGCCACCAUGACCAACUUCAGCUGGCUGUUGGCAGAAGCUGUCUACCUGACCUGCCUCCUGGCCUCCACCUCCCCCAGCUCAAGGAGAGCCUUCUGGUGGCUGGUUCUCGCUGGCUGGGGUCUGCCCGUGCUCUUCACUGGCACGUGGGUGGGCUGCAAACUGGCCUUCGAGGACACUGCGUGCUGGGACCUGGACAACAGCUCCCCCUACUGGUGGAUCAUCAAAGGGCCCAUCAUUCUCUCAGUCGGGGUGAACUUUGGGCUUUUUCUCAAUAUUAUCCGCAUCCUGGUGAGGAAACUGGAGCCAGUUCAGGGCAGCCUCCAUACCCAGUCUCAGUAUUGGCGUCUCUCCAAGUCGACACUUUUCUUGAUCCCACUCUUUGGAAUUCACUACAUCAUCUUCAACUUCCUGCCAGACAAUGCUGGCCUGGGCAUCCGCCUCCCCCUGGAGCUGGGACUGGGUUCCUUCCAGGGCUUCAUCGUGGCCAUCCUCUACUGCUUCCUCAACCAAGAGGUGAGGACUGAGAUCUCACGGAAGUGGCAUGGCCAUGACCCUGAGCUUCUGCCAGCCUGGAGGACCCGUGCUAAGUGGACCACGCCUUCUCGCUCGGCGGCAAAGGUGCUGACAUCUAUGUGCUAAGCUGCCUCAUCAUGCCACUGGAGUCCACACUUGAACUUGGGCAGCUACCCCAUGGGUCUGCCAUGCUCUGGCAGAGCAAGGGAGCCAUAUCCCCACCCCAGCUGUUACCCAGCCCGGGGUAGGGGCGGCCCUUCCUCCCUGUCUCUGCAUCUGACUCUCUUUUGAGGUUCCUGUAUGUUUACUUCUGACUUCUGUGGUCCCUCUGUGUCUGCUCUCAUCCAUUCCUUUUCCUGGGGCCUGGGGCUCUAGCCCAAGCCUCAGAGGAGCCAAUAAACCUGUAAAUGAA